Cryptomeria japonica (Japanese cedar) is the source of this 1474-nucleotide messenger RNA. RefSeq lists its product as uncharacterized. Lineage: Eukaryota; Viridiplantae; Streptophyta; Pinopsida; Cupressales; Cupressaceae. The transcript is spliced from 8 exons. The record is from RefSeq and is a predicted model, not a curated record. Bases 234 to 1268 code for a protein of 344 amino acids.
CUCCAACACACCGCCUUUCCAUAAAACCCACAAUUGGGCCGUCGUCAGUCACCUAUUGGUCGGCAACGAAUUGCCUCUGUAGGUUCUUUCAUCAAAAUUCUUAGGUAGUCUAUAAAUACAAUCUACCAGUUAUUGCAGAGCAAAUCGAAUUCCAUGAAUAGCAAUCGAUUCAUAAGGAAUUGUUAGGAAAUCAUUCCUUUCUUAUCGUGGAAAGCGCAGAAACGAUAAGCAGAAUGCGUCCAGGUGACAGAGGCGACGGUCGCCGUAACGGCAACAGGGGCCUCCUUGGGGGAGGGUUUGCAGGGUUUCCAGAGAUUGGAGACCCUUUUGAGGGAUUUGGCAUCUUUGGCGGAGGAGGCGCAGGAGGUGCAGGAGGGCGUAGUCUCAUUGAGGAUUUCUUUGGCCGGGAUCCCUUUGAUGAUCCCUUUUUCCGGCGACCAUUCGGCGGUCUGUUCGGCCCUCCGGGCAACUUGUUCAAUUCUGGCAGUUUGCUGGGAGGCAGCAGGGGAAUGGGAAUUGGCAUGGGCAUGGGCAUGGGUAUGGGCAUGCUGGGCGAUGCUAUACAACGACCACGAGCUGAUUUUCUUGUUGAUCAGAGGCCAUUCAAUCCGCCACAGCAGGGAGCCCGCAGAGGACCUGUGAUUGAGGAGCUGCCUGAUGACCACGAAGCUCCAGUGUCUGAGUCUCGACCACAGUACACAGAACCAAUUAUUGAACAUCCAGAUGAUGAGGCUGAACCAGUCAGACUUGUACACACAGGGGAUGAGGAUGAUGAACCAACAACCAUCACAACUCAACACCAGCCAUCUCAAAGUCGGCCCGGCUAUACAUCACAAUCAUUUUGCUAUCAAAGCUCCUCGGUCUCAGGGCCUGGAGGUGCAUAUUAUACUUCUUCAUCAGCAAGGAGAACUGGUCCAAAUGGGGUUGUGGAAGAGGGACAAUAUGAAGAGGAUACCGUAGCUGGCAUCGAGAGUAGGAGAGUUGCUCGGGCUCUUGGUGAAAAGAUGCAUGCAGUUUCUAGAAAGCGAAAUUCAGAUGGUAGAGAGAAUACUCUUGAGACUUUACACAACUUGACUGAAGAGGAAGCAGUCAAAUUUGAUGAAACUUGGAAAAGGCAUGGAGGGAGUUCUUUUCCUGGUCCAACAAAUAGAUUAAGAAUGCUGGAAGGCAACCGUGAGGGAUCAUCUGGACGAUCUCAAGCUCGCCUAUCCUCUAAUGAAGGGUUUAGUGAUGAAACACAAGAAGCUAGAAAGCAGCUACGGAGAUGAAGCUAAUGGCCACUUUGAUUUUUAUAGUAUUACAUAGCAGAUUGAGAUGAUUACGCAGAUUGAUCUCUGAUUCUAAGUAUUAGCUGGUUCAUAUGAUGGAACCUAUGUACUUCAAUGUAUCUUUCUUGGCUCUCUAUUAUAACAUUUAUUGAUAUAUCUGGUUUCUGGUUAUGGUUAAAUCAUAUUCAUACUGCUGCUUUGGAGUA